Messenger RNA from Culicoides brevitarsis, 2173 nucleotides. Its product is annotated as BMP and activin membrane-bound inhibitor homolog. Bases 366 to 1454 code for a protein of 362 amino acids. The transcript is spliced from 3 exons. Lineage: Eukaryota; Metazoa; Arthropoda; Insecta; Diptera; Ceratopogonidae. The record is from RefSeq and is a predicted model, not a curated record.
AUGUUUAAUCGAUAAAACACACGAAUCAUCGUUGAAAAAUGUCUCGUAAUUGAUAAGAAAUUAAAAUAAAUAAAAGAUUAGAAAAACACCAAAUUAUUCAUCAUCAUCACCACAUCGUCGUUGAAGGAAAAAUUACGAAAUUCUUAUCUUAUCGUCGCUUUAAUAUUAAAAUAAAAUAAAAUAAAUUCGCAUUAAUGACAAUAUUGUGAUAAUUCAUGUCAUUACACGUUAUAACUUGAUCAAAAGUGUCGUGCCGCGCUCAUUUAAUUUUGUGAAAUUAGAAUCACAAUUAAUUAAUUUAUACUCAAAGUAGUGCGGAGUGCGCCAAAGAAAGCGAGAAAAAUAAUUAAAAAUAAAUAAAUACAAUGAAGAUGAUUGAAAUGUAUUCAAUUAUUUAUGUAACGUGGAUGUGUGCCGUCAUGGGCAGUGCAACAACGACGACAGCAACGCAAAAAAUAAGCGAAAUUUCACAAAACUUGAUCGCCGACAAGGAUUUAAUCAUGCGCGAUGACCAAAGAAUCGAGGAUACCAGAAAUGUGAAAGACAUUAAUUGCUUCUGCAAUCUCCCGAUUUGUGCAGCAAAGAAUUUCGUGUGCACGACAAACAACCAAACGGGCGGCUGUUUCUCCGAAAUUCAUCAUUCCGAGUCGGAAGUGGGUCUGCCGAAGCGUCAUGGAUGCAUCGAGUUCCUCAAAAAGAGCACGAGCGAUCUCGUGUGUGAUAAUGUGCCGCGAAAGCACGUCUUGGCGCCGCAAGUUGGCGAAAUCCUGGUGCUGUGUUGCCAAAAUAACUUGUGUAACUAUCAGCACUACGAGAAUAAUCAAAAGUCAAAAGAUACCACGACAACGCUGCUGACGAGCACCAACAACGACUUUUAUUUCAAAAUUGCCGUGAUAAUUGUGCCGAUUCUCGGUGUCAUUAUUGUUGCGCUGCUGAUAAUUCUGGCGAUUAAGAUGCUCAAGUCGGACGGCAUGGAUUCGCAUCUCAAGCAGUCCAUCGACAAUUUGGGCCAACAAUACAAAGCGGGCGGGUAUGGCGUGAACGCGAUGCAUGUCGAGGAAGGAUUGACGGGUGCUGAUAACGAAACGCACAUGUCGCUCCUGUGUCAAGCCAGUGCGGCAGUUUGUGAUAAGAAAAAUGAGAAUUUAGCGGUGCGCAAUCACUUGCUUAGUCUCGAAUAUACGCUCCUGCCAAAUUCCUACCAAGACAGCAACAUCAAGUUGCUGAACACCGAGGAGGGUGUCCUCAAUAAUUUGUAUAGCAAAAACUUUAAAGCGCCUCCGUGUGCGGCGGGCGGUGCCCAAGCCAAACAAAAUAUCACGAAUGAAGUGAAAAACGGUGAUAAAAUUUACGAUAAGGAACUUCUCAAUCCCGUUGUGGUCAAUUGGAAGUCAAAUAUUAGGAAUAAAAUUAAUGUUAACUUUACUGAUAACAACAACGACGAACAGAACUAGAAUUUCUUAUCAAAUUUAAAAUAAUUAACUAAUUACUAAAAAUAAUAUUUUGUAUAAAAUGCUCCAAUAUUUGUUCUAUCAAUAUUUAAAAAAAUUUACUUCUUGAACUUUGCCUUCAUUUUUUUCCAACAAAAUAAUUUUCACUUUUCAGAUAAAAGGCUGUGAUGAAAAAAAUUUCUUAACAUUUUUUUUUUGAUUGUUAGUAAAUAAAUAAAAUUACGAAAAAUAAUAAAAAAAAAAUAAUAAUAAACCGUAAAACUAACCAGAGAAAAUGUAAAUAAAUGCCUACAAUUAAAAUAUUUGGCAUCCGCAAUACAAAAAAUUAUCUUGUUAUGAUGAUUAACAGAUACUUUAUUAUUGGCCUGCGAUCUUUGCGUUACACACACAGAACAUGAGAAAAAAAAUAAUAAUUAAAAAACUUGUAAAUAUAGUUGUUUAAGUUUGUACCGGUCAGUCAUGAGAGAGAAAUAAAAAAGUUAUAUAAAUCACUCGCGAUAUUUAAUUAUUUUUAAUAAAAAAAAUUCUCAUUGAAAAAUUGAUCUGUUUUAAAAAAUAAAAAUAUUUUUAAUACGAAGAAAGAGAUAUCCUAAAUAUGUAUUUGAAUUUAAGAUUGAAUGCUCGACGGCAAAGAUCUUAUUUUGUAGUUAUUUAUUAGAAACAGAGAGAGAAAAAUCUCUAGAAUGAAAAAGUAGAUAUUUUUGUAUAUGUCAAUUUUUGUA